Perognathus longimembris pacificus (Pacific pocket mouse) is the source of this 1340-nucleotide messenger RNA. It is a transcript of the gene Msr1, whose product is annotated as macrophage scavenger receptor 1. The coding region runs from base 124 to 1149 and encodes 341 amino acids. NCBI's taxonomy places the organism in Eukaryota, Metazoa, Chordata, Mammalia, Rodentia, Heteromyidae. Gene Ontology annotation, molecular function: scavenger receptor activity. The record is from RefSeq and is a predicted model, not a curated record. Gene Ontology annotation, cellular component: membrane. The transcript has 9 exons. Gene Ontology annotation, biological process: receptor-mediated endocytosis.
GUGUGUCAUUUCCUUUCUUCAUGGAUCAGAUGUUGAAACAGUAUGAGAAAGAAAUUUUAGGCUUCAAUAGUGAGGAGAGGGAAGUGGGAAAAUCAGUGCUGCCUUCUUUACAACCAACGAAGCAUGGAGCAUCAGAAUCUAUUUCAUGACCAACAGGAGGACAAUGACAGCUUUUCCGAACCUGUGAAAUUCGAUGCUCGCUCAAUGAGGGCUUUGCUCUCUCCCAAACCUAAAAAUGUCCCUGCUCUUCACGAGAAGUUGAAGUGCUUCAAAGCUGCACUAAUUACCCUCUAUCUCCUCGUGUUUGCUGUCCUCAUACCUAUCAUUGGAAUAAUGGCAGCUCAUCUCUUAAAGUGGGACACAAAGAAUUGCCUUGUUGAUUCAUCUCAAAGUGCAAUGAGAAAAGGAAAUGACAGUGAAGAGGAAAUGAGACUUCAAGAAGUUGUGACAAAACACCUGAACAACACGGAGGAGAGAAUCCAACAUAUUUUAGACAUAGAAGCCAAUCUCAUAGAUGAAGAAUCUUUCCAGAAUUUCAGCAUAAAGACUGAUCAAAGAUUUGAUGGUUUUCUCCUCCAACUAAGUGCUUUGGUUACCUCAGUUCAGGAACAUGGGAAUACAAUAGAUGGAAUCUCAAAGUCCUUAAUAAGCUUGAAUGCUACCUUGCUUGAGACGCAGCUCCGUGUAGAAUCAUUGAAUAGUAAACUCGAAGAGUUUACCUUGAAGCAGCAAGAGGAAAUCCGUAAGUUAGAAGAGCACAUGUAUAAUGCGUCAGCAGAAAUUGAGUCUAUGAAAGAAGAACAAGCACUUGUGGAAGGGGAAAUGAAGAGAGAAGUGAAAGUACUGAAUAACAUCACUAACGACCUCAGGCUGAAGGACUGGGAGCAUUCUCAGACACUGAGAAAUAUCACUUUGAUUCAAGGUCCUCCAGGACCUCCAGGGGAAAAAGGUGACAGAGGACUCAUUGGACUAACUGGUCAUCCAGGCCUGAUGGGCCUGAGAGGUCCUCCAGGUGAAAAAGGUGACCGUGGCUUUCCUGGAAGUAAAGGAUUCCCAGGACCACCAGGAAGGACAGGACGGACAGGAAAUCCUGGAUCAAAAGGACAAAAGGGAGAAAAGGGAAGCUACAUAGGUCAUCUUUACUCCUGACUUCCAAGACCCCUUUACGGCUCCUCCAGCUGACCUUGCUUGCACAUCUGGCUCCUACCUGUCUUUCUCUUCUGAUCCAUGGUACUGUCGGAGCCUCUGCCGCCAUGUUCAUAGCCCUCCCGACUCCCUCGCCAGCCUCCCACUUCUCUGCCACUCCUAGCCUGGAGGUCCCCUCGGAUGACUUGUGGGCU